AUGAUGCGAGCGAGCGUACGUGCUCGCUUUGUUAUGCUGACUCAUCAAGUGGUAAAUGUAGUCUCAAGAGCAUGCUGUUGUAUGUCGAACAAGCACCAUCCUCGCGACGAUGUAAAGGUUGUAAGAGGGUCACCUCGAGACAGUACAACUGAGUUGGAUUGGAGAGUGUGUGCUGCUGCUGACGACAGUGAAAACGAUGGUGGUCCUGGAAGUGAUGACGACGACGUGCUCACUUCACUUGGUGCGUCAUACCGAGCGUGGUGCGUGUUUCAUCGAGAGAAGAGAGCACAUGAAUAUACUAAGAAUAGGUUAGUUGAAUCAAUCAGACGAGAAGCUACGCUUGCAAAGCAAGUAGCGUGUCUUCGUGGUUCUAUGGAGCAAACUGAAUGCACAUUGAUGAGAUUGGAAGAUUUGGAAGCUAUGGCGAUCAUCCUGGAGGAAAAGUAUAAAGCUGUAGCGACUCGGCAAGGGACGGAAAAAGAAGAUGAGUUCGAGCUUGAGUUUCAGUGCCCACUACACACUCACCGUCUUUAUGAAGCAGAAGCUGAUGCCUUGCGUUGGAAAACGCAGUGUCAACAACUAUUACCAAAACUAGCAUCGAUCAAUUUGGAGAAAAAUGGAUUGACGGAAGAGCUCCGAAAGGCGAAGAAGGCUGCAGUGUUAAUCAUGAAUCGACAGUACAGUCAGCUUGAGACGCUUAGCGGUGUACCGCAUAUUCUUUCACGCACCGCUCGACGCCAGAAAAAUGAUCUGAAAAAGCGAUCGUAUAGCGACAUUGAGAUUGUCUGA
This is a messenger RNA of Peronospora belbahrii, 789 nucleotides long. NCBI's taxonomy places the organism in Eukaryota, Oomycota, Peronosporomycetes, Peronosporales, Peronosporaceae. The record is from the annotation of a GenBank genome assembly.